This is a messenger RNA of Sporothrix schenckii 1099-18, 819 nucleotides long. RefSeq names its product alpha/beta hydrolase. Bases 1 to 819 code for a protein of 272 amino acids. The record is from RefSeq and is a predicted model, not a curated record. Lineage: Eukaryota; Fungi; Ascomycota; Sordariomycetes; Ophiostomatales; Ophiostomataceae. The transcript has 4 exons.
AUGCCGUUCAUCGUCAUUCCGUCUUCCCACGAGCUGUACUAUGUGCUGAGGUCGCCAGAGGACGCGGGCAGCUCUGGCCUGACAUUCUUGUUCAUCCACGGGCUUGGUUCGUCUAGUUCGUUUUAUGCGACGGUCAUGCCUGCGCUGGUCGCAGCAGGACAUCAGUGUCUCGCUUUUGACAUGAACGGUAGCUGCCUGACAAAAUAUUCUGGCAAGGACAACAGCAUCCAGGAUCAUGCAAAUGACGCCAAAGCCCUCAUUCAUGAGUUUGGUAUUUCUCCGGAAAAAGUCGUUGCUGUCGGCCAUUCAAUGGGCGGCCUUGUGGCUGGCACCUUGGCGACGGAGCUCGACUUGGCGGGUGCGGUCCUUAUUGGCGCUGUGACGCCCAGCGAUGCCAUCGCAACAGUAUUCUCGCAGAGAAUCAAGACGGUCGAGCAAAACGGCAUGGAGCCAAUGGCAGACAGCAUUCCCGCGGCCGCAACUGGUUCAAAGUCGACUGCGACACACCAUGCAUUUAUUCGCGCGCUCCUCCUGUCACAGACAUCGCAGGGUUAUGCUGGCCUCUGUCGUGCCAUUGCAACAGCGCUACCGGUCAUGUACGCCAAAGCACAAUGCCCUGCCUUGCUCAUUGCAGGAGCGGAUGACAAGGUCGUGCCUGCGGCAAGCAUGGCGGAAAUCAAGAAAAGCUGGGGGGCAGGUCGUGAGCAAGCCUCUUUGGAAGUUCUGGAAGGUGUCGGGCAUUGGCACUGCAUCGAAGCAGGCGACAAGAUCGGCGCCUUGCUCGUCGACUUUGCUCGUCAAAUCAAGCAAACAUCGUGA